AUGCAAAAUGAGAAGAAGCGCAGAAAAAGAAGAGGGUCCCUUGCUGCCACUGUGUCCCCCGGAGUGACGAAGAAGGACAGCCAAUGUGGCAUUUUGAAGGGGGAAGCAACCUUCCCAAAGAGUAAGCAACAUAAAGGUGAGGAAGAAAAGAAAAAAAAGACAAACGAGUUGGAAUAUAUGGCAUACGUGUACCUCCUAAUGGAAUACUUUUUCGAAAAUAACGAAAUGACCGUUUUGAAUGAAAAUUUUUACCUGCAAGAAAAUGUGCUGUCCAUAACGGAGACACUAAUUGGACACAUUUUGUGGGUCUAUGAUAAGGAGAAAAAAAAAUUAUAUGGGUCCAGGAUAACCGAACUGGAAGCAUACAAAGGAACUGAAGACAAAGCAUCCCAUGCAUAUAAUAAUAAAAAAACAAACAGGAAUGCCACCAUGUUUGGGAAAGGCGGAAUCAGUUACGUGUACCUCUGCUAUGGAAUACACAACUGCUUAAACAUAGUAACAAAUGGAGAAAAUAUCCCCGACGCGAUUUUGGUUCGAUCGUUGGAGCCAUUUUAUGGUGUCGACAGGAUCUUGCUUAAGAGGUAUAAAAUUCAUUCUGGAGGGUCCAUGUUGGGAAAAGGCUCUUCUGAUCUUUCUGCAUGCGCGGUGAAAGGAGAAGGGGGUGGCAUUCCCAUUGGCUGCCCAGAUGAACCUCCUCACCACGACAGCAAUAACUACCUGGUUAAAGAGAAGCUCCAAAGAAUUGAAAAAGUAAAGGCCAUUUUGAAAUCCAUAAAUAUGAGAAAAUUGGCCAAGGUUUGUAGUGGCCCUGGGUGUGUAACAAAAUGCUUAGAUAUUACCAGGCAGGACGAUAAGGCCAGUUUUUUUUCGGAUCUGCCGCAAUAUUCCAGGGAAGGUAAAAACAUAAGCCCGGAUCACUGCUCUACAUGCAACAUAAGCCAUUUACAACAGAGUCGGUUCUUCAUUAGCAUCUGUCCCAGCGUAUGUGAAGUAAUUAAUUUUUACGAAACAUUGGUUGCUCAAAAAAGGGGGAAUGAUAACUACAUAGAGGAGGUAUACAGUCAGUACAAGACGCACUUGCUAGACUAUUUCAAGUGCAUGAAAUGGGACCAAGAAGGAGUGGUCGUGCAGAGGGACAAACGGGUAGGAGUGGCCUAUGCUCAGGAGGCUGCCCUGUAUGAUUACCGUUUUUUGUUAAAGGGCCAUCCUUCCAUUUCGGUCUUACCGAAGUGA
Molecule: messenger RNA, 1233 nt
Organism: Plasmodium coatneyi
Lineage: Eukaryota; Apicomplexa; Aconoidasida; Haemosporida; Plasmodiidae
Product: DNA-3-methyladenine glycosylase
Exons: 1
Coding region: 1-1233 (410 amino acids)
Biological process (GO): base-excision repair
Molecular function (GO): DNA binding; alkylbase DNA N-glycosylase activity
Source: RefSeq, a predicted model, not a curated record